AUGGAUUACAUUGAACGACAAGCAGAAGAAUCAGAAGGCGAAGAAUCAUCGUCAUCUACUUCGUCGACGGAGCAAGACCAGCCGAAAGCCAAGAAGAGGAAAAUACAAAAAGAGAAGAAAAAGAAAAGCAAACGUGUUGUUGAAAGCGACGACGAAGAAGAAGAGGAGGACGAUGAUGAGCAAGGUGCUGAAGAGAUGAAAGGAUUUAUCGCAGAUGAAGAGGAAGAUGAGGAAGAUGCUGAUGAUGACAAAUCUGAAAAGUCAGAAAAAUUGGAAGAUGAGGAAGAUGAACUAGAUGACGACGACAUCGAUUUGAUACAAGAAAAUCUUGGUAAUAGAAAAGAAAAAAAGCAGCGUAUUAUUCAACCAGAAGAUUCUGAUGAAGACGUUGAUGACAGAACGGCCAUACAAAAGAAACUGUUUGGCGAGGGUGAUGAUGGCGAAGGUCCUUCAAGUUUGCGCGAAGGGGACCUCAGCGGGGACGAAUCCGAUAGGGAGCGAUAUUCAGAUUCAGAGCAAAGCGGUAUCUCACUUCACAUAUUACUUAUUGAGGAUAAUUUCAUUGUUAACGAAGAUGGUGGGCGACAUACGCAUCGGCAUCACAGGCGAAGGGAUGGAAACAUGCCUGAGGGCGCCUUGGAUGAAGCGCGUGACGUCUUUGGUGUUGAAGACUUUAAUUUUGAUGAAUUUUACGACGAAGAUGAAGAACCCGUUGAUGAAGAUGAUGAAGACCAAGAGGAUCUCAUGGACGAUGAGGGUGAAGGCGAGGGAAGGGUACGACGUGUCCGAGCAAAAGAGAAAACAAGUACACUUUUGGAUGCAAUGGAACCAUCAGAGCUUGAAAGAGGCUUUAUGGCUCCGGCCGACAAAAAAAUCCAGCUUGAAGAUAAACCAGAAAGGUAG
Messenger RNA from Strongylus vulgaris, 903 nucleotides. The record is from the annotation of a GenBank genome assembly. Lineage: Eukaryota; Metazoa; Nematoda; Chromadorea; Rhabditida; Strongylidae.